AUGAUAGAGGACACUUGGGGCUAUACUCCUAUGAAAAAGUCCAGCUGUUGUUAUCAAGGUCUAUUCACCGUAGCAAUGUCUACUGGUGAUUGUGAAUUAGCUAUUCAGUAUGCACCGAGGUUAUUGAAAACUAAUCCGGCCAUUUUAGCCGAUGAUACAAUGAGAUGCAUAGCUUAUAGGAACUUCGCCGGCGCUUAUGAAUUAAAAAAAGAUUAUUUGCGGUCAUCAGAAUACUACAGAAGAAGCGCUGAAGUACAAGGAAAAAUUUAUGGAAGCGAUAGUGUAGAAGUUGCAACAACAUAUUAUAAUACAGGCAAUAAUUACCGAGAUCAAGGACAAUAUAAAGAGGCUUUGAAAUACUAUAUUCGUGCACUAGUAAUUCAAGAAGAAAAACUGCCGGAAAAUCAUUUUGAGACUGCUAAAACGUUAGGAAACAUUGCAUACGUACAUCAAAAGUGCAAAAGUUACAGAAAAGCGUUAGAGUUUUCCAAAAGAGAACUUGAGAUGACAAUAAAAUCUCGGCCGGAAAUGCAUGAGCUUAUUGGUAUUUCUUAUCAGCGCUUUAGCCUCAACUGCGAAGCAACUGGUCAACUUGAAUUAGCAUUAGAGAAUUUCGUGAAAGCUCAGAAUAUACUUCGCCACUCGUUGCCAGAGACUCACGAACGACUGAUUCAAAUUCAGAAACAUGUAGACUGGAUUCGGCGGCAAUUAAGCUAA
This is a messenger RNA of Didymodactylos carnosus, 717 nucleotides long. NCBI's taxonomy places the organism in Eukaryota, Metazoa, Rotifera, Eurotatoria, Philodinida, Philodinidae. The record is from the annotation of a GenBank genome assembly.